AAUUUAUAAUUUUACUUUCAGUAUAUUUGAGGAUAAUGAAUACCUGAGAAUCAGUGUGUUCAGUUAACCUACUGAAUUAAUCAAAGUUCCUUUAAUGUGACUACUAUUUCCUAUUUCCAAUAAACCGUAAGCUAAUCACAUUUGAGCAAUUUAGUUCUAAAUCAGUAUUCGUGUACUGUGAUUAUCAGAGAGACAGGAAUAGAUUUUCAGUGUUAGUAAAUCUAUCAGAAAACAACUGUGAUACCUUGUUUAUCUGUGCUGGUGAAGGUUUUUCUACUUCAUGUCAAUAAGUUUUACAAUUUAAAAUCGGUUGUUUCAACGUUAUAGAUUCCUAAUGGAGUAAUGAGUACAAUUUUACAAAAAUAUCUUCUGAAAAUAUAACUGAGACACUAUAAAGAAAUGCAUUUUCGGACAGUGUGCUGAUAGAAGUUACUUUUAAUCAGUAAAAAGUUUGAGCAUUGUGCAUUAGAUCAAAUAUACACAAUUGUGUGUAAACUAUUGAAAUAUAAUUAUAUACUUUAUUUAAUUUUAGUCUGUCUGGCAUAUAAGGUUGUCAGUUUUAAUUAAACAAGACAUGUAAAUUUCGCGACAGUGGAUGAGUUUAUUCAGAUUUAUGCGUCAGCCAAUGUAUAAAGUUCCAUGUUGUUAUUUCUAUUUCUAACCAAUCAGAUUAUCUCAGGCACACAUGUGUUGGUCUUUGUGUGAGACACAUAUCUCACCAAGGUCACACAUCUUUAUCUGUCUGUAUAAAAGGCAUGAUAAUGUUUGUAUGAAUCACAUCGGCCUCAACUCACGCUUUAUGUAGUAGGCACGCAGUAUGGUGGCGAAAGAUUUUAUUGACCUCUUUUCGAAGUACAGUCAUGGUAAUCGGGUUUCAGUUGAGGAUUUCGCGGAUCGUUUAAAUUUAUUCACAGUCGUCCUCUUCCUAUUAGCAACUAUUAUUGUUUCAACAAAGCAGUAUUUUAUGAGUUCAAUCUCAUGCUAUAUCCCUGUGAAGCCGACUGGUGACAAUUUUAAUUCCUAUCUUGCUGAUUAUUGUUGGGUACAUGGUACCAUACCUUUGAGAUCUGAUGAAAAAUUACCAAAUACUCGUGAAGAAUGGGAUGAAUAUGAUCGUUUAAGACGGAUCACCUAUUAUCAAUGGGUACCUUUCGUUCUUGGACUGCAGUGCAUAUUCUUUUACAUUCCACAUAUCGCCUGGCAAGCUGUGUGUGCUAAUCGAUCAGGUGGAGAUCUAUUCGCUCUUGUAAAAGCUGCAGCUGAUGCAGCCAUCUCUGAACGUGGUUCACGUAAAAGUCAGGUGAAACGUGUUGCUGAGUUCUUGGAGGAUAUGAUUGACGGUCACAAAGAUUGUCGACAUGGACGCAGAAUGAAUCUAACCAGACGUGCGUAUGAUAUGUGUGGAAUAUGCGUUGUUAGUAAACGUCUUGGCACUUGUCUUGUCUUCUCUUAUAUCUGCGUUAAGUUAAUCACCAUUAUCAAUGCUAUCAUGCAAGUGUACCUCAUUCAACGUUUUCUCGGAUUUUAUUCUGAUGGCAGCGCUGGCCAACGGAGUAUGCAGCUUGGUAAACCGUAUGAAGCUAACGGGCAAGUUGCGGCAAUAUCAAAUCAUGAGAAUGAAGAUUUAGAAGGUUUUGGAUUUGGUUUAACAGUUGCUAAUCAUAUACGCGCUGGACGUGAUUGGCCAGAAACAAUAUUAUUCCCACGUGUUGCCUAUUGUCGUGUCCCAGGGAUUCGAUUAGUCGGUGCAGAAAAUGCCUAUACUGCUCAAUGUGCCUUACCUAUAAAUAUGUUAAAUGAGAAGAUCUACAUCUUUUUCUGGUUUUGGAUAUGCUUUUUAAUUGCAGCAAGUAUUUUCAGCCUAGUAUUAUGGUUGAUUCGAAUGGUGAUAGCACCAAGACGUAAAGAUUUCAUUAAACGUUUUCUACGCAUUAAAGGAAUACGCUCAAGAAGUGGCGCUGAAAUAACACGAGCUGAUUUAGAUGAAUUCAUUGAUGAUUAUCUUCGACGUGAUGGUGUCUUCCUUAUUCGUAUGCUGGCAAUCAAUGCAGGUGAUGUUAUCACAUCGGAGAUUGUUAUGGCUUUAUACGAACACUACAUAGAUAACAUUUACUCAGUGGAUAAUUCACCACAGAAAAGCUUAGAAAAGGAACCAUUGAAGGAGGGGUCUGGGAUACCACCAAAUUAUGUGUAAUUUUGAAGAAGAUAAAUUGAAACAGGGGGAUAUGUUUUAUCUACUGUCUGUCAUUGUAAUUUUACUAUUUCUACGCGGAAGAACAAACCUAUGUGUUCAUUGGUGUGGACUAACAUACUUCUACCAAUAAUAACUCUUCCCAUCGCACACCUCAAUUCGUAACUUUAUAAGAAGGCGAUAUAUACCGCCUACCAUUUGUGUGUAUGUGUGCCGUUAUCAUUUGCCUUUAAUAACAAACUAUUCGUCUUCCAUUCCUCUUUUUUUAUUCAAUAAAAAAUAUAAAUUACUCCAUAUUAUAUUUAUACUCUCUGGAUUUUUAUUUGUUGUUUUUAUAAUCAUAGACAAAUCUACUUCAAUAAUAAUUCCAUACUACCCAUUUUUUAAUACACAAUUGAUUUUUAUCAUUUAUUAUUUUUAUUGUUCUUUUUUAUAUAAAUGUAUUCUGAAGAGAACGUAUCUAUCUAUAGUUGUGUGUUGUUCCUUGUCAAGCUUAUUUUUAAAGACUGUCAUCAUAGUUUGUGUGUGUGUGUGGAUGUGUGUCAAUACUCAGAAUUUCGAUGUUCGUGUCUCCACUGGCUACUUUUUCGAUACUGCCUUUUUUUGUGCUCAUUUCUUAAAACGAUUUUAUUUGUGUAGUAUUAACAGUAUUAUUUUUUAUUGUUACGAUCAUGCAACCAGCAACAACUAUACCACUACUACCAUUAUUAUUAUUGUUAUUAUUCUUUGUAUCCCCCUCCCUCUGUUUUUCAAUUGUAUCUUAUAUUGAUUAACCCCUGAACAUUAUUGUCAAUUUUUGCAGUUUUACAAUCUUGUGUAGUAGUAAAAUAGGUCUUUUAUCAA
Molecule: messenger RNA, 3034 nt
Organism: Trichobilharzia szidati
Lineage: Eukaryota; Metazoa; Platyhelminthes; Trematoda; Strigeidida; Schistosomatidae
Source: the annotation of a GenBank genome assembly